CUAGGAAUCAAAUCACUAAUAGGCCUAAUGUGCAAGUAGGGGUAUUGUAGACUCUGUGAUGCCUUACUGAUGCCUUUCUGCCUAAGGCAUCAGGCCUAGCCCGCAACCGAUCCGCCCAGCAACCGAUUAAUUAAUUUGAUCAACAAUCAACCGCAGAGCUCCAGCGUUCUCUCUCAGCUGCCACCGUCUCACGAGUCAAGAUGUCGUACGCGGUGGAAUCGAAGAAACGGAAAUUCCAUCGAGUGCUCGAGUCUAUAUCGAAACCCUUGAGCGCGGAUGCUGCGAAUAAACAGGGCCCGACAACGCCGACCUCAAGAGCGCUGCCGGAGCAUCUCUCACCCAACCUGUCGAUCAAGAAGGUCCGGGUGAACGGUGAGACGGAUCUCCCAACCGUUAGGGACAGCUUAUCCAAGACCGGGAAACCAGUGUCUCGUGUGCCGUCGACGGCGUCGACAGCAUCGAUAUCGGCGCCUCGUCCGUCUUUUGUGCCGUGGGAUCGGGAGCGGUUUCUCGAACGGUUGGAGACUUUUCGGCGGGUGGACAGAUGGUCGCCCAAGCCGACUGAAAUUAAUGAGGUCGCAUGGGCUAAGCGUGGGUGGAUAUGCAGCGGUGUUAUGCGUGUGUCUUGCGUUUCGGGCUGUGGCGGGUCGGUAGUUGUCAAGCUUCCCGACGAGCUCGAUGAGCUGGACGGUUAUGACAGUGAAAAGGUGCAGGAAAGAAAGGAAGUUCGUGCGAAGCUCGUGGAGAAGUAUGCUCAAUCGCUGUCGGAGGGCCAUGGCGACAAAUGCCCAUGGCGAAACAAAGGUUGUGACGCCACCAUCCACCGUUUAGACGUAACCAAUCCUGAUAUCGCCCUCCCCAAUCUUCAAAAGCGUUACUUGAACCUGGCAAAGAUGGGCGAUAAGUUGCCGGCGAGGGACGCCAUUGAGAUACCACCGGGCCUUGAUCUGGAGGAGAUAAUCAAGAUAUUACCGGAAGGGUUCCAAAGGGAGUCGGAGGAAGCAAGCCAUCCAGAAUCGAGCGAUACCACCCAGCAUACAGAAUCUGACAAUGAACACCAAGAGCGCGAGUCUGCUGCACCCUCCUCUACGAAACCCACAGAAAUCAACCGAGCUGCUUUUGCAUUAGCAUUCUUCGGCUGGGACUCCAUAUCGGACGGGGCCGCAGGUCUCGCGGGGUGUGGAGCAUGCUUCCGUCGACUGGGCCUGUGGAUGUACAAACCCAAGGACAACGGGGACGCGGGUGUCUACAAUACCCUCGACGCGGCAAAUGAGCAUAUGGAGUACUGUCCCUGGAUCAAUGGAAAGACCCAGAGCGGGAAACGGGAGUCCGCAGAGGAUUCCAACGGCUGGAAACUCCUGUCUCGAGCGAUCCAUGUCAAACUCCGCAGGCAUCUCCGCUCCAUUGCCUCCAUGGACACUCUCCGCACCGAUGCGGACGCUGCCUCGGUCGAUGGAUCGGUGGUGAACGACGAAACCCAGAAGACGACUGAUCGCGAGUGGUGGGCCAAGCUCCGGCGAAUGCGACAGGUGCUGAAUGUCCGCUCUCCAAAGAGAACCAAAUCCUUGAACCCCUAACACUUUUCUUAUUAUUUCAUGAUAUUGCUUGAAGCGCGGCGUCAGGGACACUGAGUUUACCUUGUGCAGUUAGAUCAUCUUAAUGCUACCACAGUAUACCCUUUUGCAAUACAGACAUUCUUGGCCUUGAGAAAUAAU
Molecule: messenger RNA, 1715 nt
Organism: Penicilliopsis zonata CBS 506.65
Lineage: Eukaryota; Fungi; Ascomycota; Eurotiomycetes; Eurotiales; Aspergillaceae
Exons: 3
Coding region: 201-1577 (458 amino acids)
Cellular component (GO): nucleus
Molecular function (GO): zinc ion binding
Source: RefSeq, a predicted model, not a curated record